AGUUGGAUUGUUUGUUCGGCUUCGGGUGUCACCCGCUUUGCAAUUUUAGUGAUAAUUUUAGAAAUAAUCGGUGUAAUUGCUGUUUGAAAUAAGUAAAAAAUGAUUUAGGAACUGUGAGAUGAAUUAAUUGGUGCAGUAUUGUUUAUACUGUAUGAGAAAAGCGGCCGCUUCCGCCAUGACAAUGGCCCAUACCGACGGGAAGUGUCCUGCGACACUUGUUCUAUAUUUUGUGUGUGUUUCGUUGUGUUGUCCAAUUUUAGCAUGGAGUCUGGACAUCCAAGUGGCAGUCCAGGGGAAAGUGGCAGAGAAUGCCACCUUGGUCUGCAAUGUAACACCCCACAACCCGACCAUGAAUGUUACUUGGAGAUUCAAUGGAAUCAAACUGGAGUUUGGUGACAGGAUAAAAGAGAGCGUCCGAGAAGAGAACGUGACGAGGGACGAGGACGGAAAUCCCAUCAAGAAGCAGACCUCAACUGUUGUCUUAACUAAUGUGACGUCAUCGGACGCCGGGAACUACACGUGCUUGGUGACGGACGGUGACGUCACAGUGGGCAACCACACCCAGGUGCUCGACUUGAAGUUCGAGAGCAAGCUGCUGAACAAGACGAGCGGACCCGUAGAACAUAACAAGACUGAUACUACGAAUUUUGAGCUGUACUGCAUUUUUGAAGUAUACAAACCACCAAAAGAAGUUCAAUGGCGUAAAAAAGAUGUAAAGCAAGAACCUUACCUCACUUCAUUUCAACAAAUCGACAUCAAAACUAUCAAAACCGUGUACACAUUCAACAAUAGCGAACCAAAAGAUGACAACGAAAACAUAAACGGAACGUACAUUUGUGAAAUAACCGACGAAGAUUUUAAUAAGACGGUAUCUGGAGAAAUCGAUGUCAUAGUGUACGACAAACCUCGAAUUGAGAUAGGAAAUGCAAUAGCUAUAAGCACGUCUGAAAUCUUCAUCAAUUGGACCGUCCAGAGUAACAAUAGAAAGAUCAAGAAAUACAUCAUAUUGAUUUACAAUAAUGGAACUAAAACGUACACGGAUAAACCCACACCAACAAAUGCAACUUCAGCUAUUAUCCGUAACAAUAUAAAGAAGUCUAAGGAGUACAUUAUAGAAAUAACGGUUUUAACUGAUUAUGGGACUGAUUCGGCCAAAUUCCCUCCAGUGACAACACUAGCAGAAGACCCUAGUUACGUCCCAGUCUUGUCUAUUAACGGGUUUUCGGCUACUUCUGUUACCCUCGGAUUAGGAGAUAUACCUAAUGAAAUAGCCAAUCUGAUACAUUACUACAAUCUGGAGGCUAGGAAGAAGAGUAACACGGAGAAAAGCGAGCCGUUGACAGCUGUACACAUGAGGGAUAAUAGGAAUUUGCCUUAUAUGUUUGGAAAACUGGAUCCAUACAGUACUUAUAUAUUUAGGGCGCAGGCUUGCUCCGAAUUCGGCGACCUGAAGCGCUGCGGCAACUGGUCCCUGGACAAGGAGGCGGCGACGCUGGACGGCAUCCCGGGGGAGCCCAAGAACGUGCGCGUCGUGGAGUGCUCCAGCCGGGUCAUGAACAUCUCGUGGGAGCCCCCGGACAAACCCAAUGCGGAGAUCAAGGGGUAUACGUUGGAACUUACCGGUAACGCGACAUACACGGACCGCUACGGAAUGAGGAAGGAGGCUAUCUGGGGACCGCUCAUGAAAUUUAUGACAAAUGAGUCCAAAAGUGUCAGGUUCGACGACCUGCAGCCCAACACCCAGUACACAGUGCGCCUCAGCGCCAUGACGCGCAUGCGCCGGCGCGGCAAGGAGGAGACGCGCGCCUGCGUCACGCUGCGGGAGCUGCCCGACGCGCCGCCGCGCCCGCGCUGGCGGAAGAUACAGAACGGCAACUCUUACGUUUUUAAAAUGUACCUGCCCAGGAUCUCUGAGAGAAACGGCCCCAUCUGUUGUUACAGGGUACACAUGAUACGCCUCCGUCCACACCAAGAGCUGAAGAACCUGCCACCUACGAAGAACAUCAGCAUCAUCAACUAUGAGGAAGCGCACGCGGUACAUCCUGUGUUCGGCGCUUACAUCACCGAUGUUAUCACCAACGAGCAGUUCCCGCAGGACUCGGAGCUAGUGCUGGGCGACGGUGUCUCCAUCUACAGCCGCGACAGCCCCGCGCUGGCCGGCGCGGAGUGCCGCCGCUGCGUGCUGCGCCCGCGCGGGGAGCCCCGCCGCGCGGGCGACGGCGUCACUCUGGCGCAGAGCACAACAACGCCAGCGACGACGGCAGAAACGACUCUAGACCCAGACUUUCUGGAAGAUUUCACUGCGGAGCCCCCGCCUGAGGCGCCUACAAGGCGGAGGAGGAAUUUGGACGUCAGCGAUGAUAGAGACUUCUCGAACAACCAGAUACUGAACAAGCAUACUGACAAUAUACACAGAGAAGAAGAGUUCCUCAUCGAAGUGAGAGACGGUCCACUUGACUCCGGGUCCAACUACACGAUGUUUGUGGAACUGAUUGCGCCAAAUUCCGAAGAUUCACUGUACAGUGACUAUGUAAAUGCCCUAAUACCCGCCGCCACGCCGCCGCCGCACACGCCACCUAACAUACUGGAAAUAGCGCUACAGGUUACAUGUGGCGUAGCAGCGUUGGUCCUCGUCUGCAUGAUAGCGUUCUGCAUUCUGCAGACAAGAAGGUCGAGGAAACUGCCCCAAGCGCCUCUGGAGAUGAAUCCGGUGUUCAGGUACAUAGUGGAGCACCUGGUGGGCCGCCAGCCGCUGCUGCCCGCCAGCCCGCCCGACAUGCCGCCCAUCCCGCGGGAGGAGCUGGCGCGCGCCUACGCCGACCGGCAGCUGGACUCCGACUACGGCUUCCAGAAGGAGUUCGAGUUGUUGCAGUUGCUUCCUGACUGCUACAGCGACCGCACCACGCACGCGUCCGAGGCGCGCGAGAACCAGCCCAAGAACCGGUACCCCGACAUCAAGGCCUACGACCAGACCAGGGUCAAGCUGGCGCAGCUGGACGGCGUCGCCGGCUCCGACUAUAUCAACGCCAACUACGUCUCCGGGUAUAGGGAACGCAAACAAUUCAUCUGCGCCCAAGGGCCCACAGAGACGACCGUGAACGACUUCUGGCGCAUGAUCUGGGAGCACGGCCUGGAGCUCAUCGUGAUGCUGACGAACCUGGAGGAGUACUCCAAGGUGAAGUGCAGCAAGUACUGGCCGGACGAGCUGCGCGGCUCCAGGAACUUCGGCAGCAUCACCGUGCACCAUGUCGAUGAGAAACGUUAUUCCGACUAUAUAGUCCGUGAGUUGCGGAUCACCAAGGCGCCUACGAAUUCUGAUGGACAACCGAUUGUUGAGAACAACGGCAUCGCUAAGAGGAAUGGAGAUUGCGGCGGCGCAGGGUCCGGCUCGGACACAGCGCCCACGUCCCCCCGCGAGGGCAAGGGGGAGUCCCGGCUGGUGAAGCAGUACCACUUCCUCAUGUGGAAGGACUUCGCGGCUCCUGAACAUCCACACUCCAUACUCAAGUUUAUAAAGCGCGUGAACGAGGCGUGGGCGGGCAUGGUGGGGCGGCCGGCGGUGGUGCACUGCUCGGCCGGCGUGGGCCGCACGGGCACGCUGGUGGCGCUGGACUGCCUGCUGGAGCAGCUGCGCGCCACCGGCCACGCCGCCGUCUUCAACACCGUCUGCGAGCUCCGCCGCCAGAGGAACUUCCUGGUGCAGUCGCUGAAACAAUACGUGUUCGUGUACCGUGCGCUGGUGGAGUACGCGCAUUAUGGCGACACGGAAAUUCCGGCUUCUCGCCUGAAGGCGUCCAUCGACCGCCUGAGGAACACGCCAGAGGGCGCUGACAAAUGUCUCAUGGAAGUAGAGUUUGAGAAAAUGAUAAACAGUCCAGUGGCCGAGCCCGUGAAGUCUUGCGCGGCCGGCGCCGGGGACGAGGUGCGCGCCAAGAACCGCAGCCAGGACUACCUGCCCUACGACCGGAACAGGGUCAUACUCACCCCCAUACCGGGGAGGGACUUCUCUACUUACAUCAACGCUUCGUUCAUUGAAGCGUACGACAACUCGGAAGGUUUCAUCAUCACACAAGAUCCUUUGCCAAACACGAUAGCUGAUUUCUGGCGGAUGGUGUGUGAACACAAUGUGUCCACUAUCGUCAUGCUCAGCGAGCUGGGCGAAGGCAAGUGUCCGAGAUAUUGGGACGAUGGAACGGCGCAGUAUGACAACAUCUCGGUGCAGUACGAGGAGAGCGAGUCCUGUCCGUACUACACGCGGCGGCAGUUCAGGCUCACUGAUACCAGGAGCGGCGAGACGCACGCCGUGCGGCAGCUGCAGUACCAGGGCUGGCCCACGGCGCCCGGCCACGUGCCCGAGGUCACGCGCGGCCUGGCCGAGCUGGCCGACGCGCUGCCGUCCGCCGCCGGCACCACGCUGCAGCACUGUCUUUACGGCACAGAGCGGUCGUCGCUGUUCGUGGCGCUGUGCAUCCUCAUCAGCCAGCUGCGCACGGAGCGCCGCGUGGACGUCAACUGCGUCGCCAGGAAGGUCAGGGCGCAAAGGAACGGCACCAUAGACACUUUCUUGCAGUAUGAAUUCCUCCACCGUGCCAUACUCAACUAUGCGGAACUGCACAAUCUUCUAGAAGACAGUUAAGCAGCCGCCAGGGGGCGCUGGUGACUUGUUGAUAAUACAGAAGAAUCACGGAAUUAUUGAUGGAAACUUUUGGGUAAUGUUAUUCAGGGCGAUCACGCAGGAUUUGAUGGUACUAUUCAUAAAUAAUACAGGUGUUAAGCCCGCACGUAACGUAAACCUUUAUUUUAUCUCAGACGUUUCGAAUCAUCAGUGAAUUUUUGGGUUAAUUU
Amyelois transitella is the source of this 4845-nucleotide messenger RNA. RefSeq names its product tyrosine-protein phosphatase 69D (gene Ptp69D). The coding region runs from base 152 to 4636 and encodes 1494 amino acids. Gene Ontology annotation, biological process: protein dephosphorylation. The record is from RefSeq and is a predicted model, not a curated record. NCBI's taxonomy places the organism in Eukaryota, Metazoa, Arthropoda, Insecta, Lepidoptera, Pyralidae. The transcript is spliced from 27 exons. Gene Ontology annotation, molecular function: protein tyrosine phosphatase activity; protein binding.